Messenger RNA from Physella acuta, 934 nucleotides. Its product is annotated as small ribosomal subunit protein eS4. NCBI's taxonomy places the organism in Eukaryota, Metazoa, Mollusca, Gastropoda, Physidae. Gene Ontology annotation, cellular component: ribosome; cytosolic small ribosomal subunit. Gene Ontology annotation, biological process: translation. The record is from RefSeq and is a predicted model, not a curated record. Gene Ontology annotation, molecular function: RNA binding; structural constituent of ribosome.
CGGAAAUUGCUAGGUUACAUUUUAAAAUCGCUUUUGUUGAAAUUUUUAGCCCGGUUUACUUCCUUUUCCGGUUAGGACUUCAAUAUGGGUUACAGAGGACGAAGAAAGUCGCUCAAGCGCUUAGCAGCACCUAAAUCAUGGAUGUUGGACAAAGCAGGAGGUGUCUUUGCACCCAAAUGUAGUCCAGGUCCUCAUAAAUCUCGUGAGAGUUUUCCUAUGACGCUUUUCCUGCGUAAUAGGCUAAAGUAUGCCCUGUCUUACCAAGAGGUCAAGAAGAUAGUCAAACAACGCCUCAUCAAAGUAGAUGGCAAGAUUCGUACCGACAACUGCUACCCAACAGGAUUCAUGGAUGUGGUUACAAUUGACCGCACAAAUGAAAACUUCAGGAUCCUAUAUGAUGUUAAAGGCAGAUUCGUUGUUCACAGAAUCAAGAAUGAGGAAGCCAAGUACAAACUUUGCCGUGUCCGUAAAACUGCAACUGGCCCCAAGAAUGUACCUUACAUAACUACUCAUGAUGGCAGAACUAUUCGCUACCCUGAUCCAUUGGUUAAAGUCAAUGACACUAUUAUGGUUGACAUUGCUACUGGCAAAAUGAAGGAGUUCAUUAAGUUUGAUUCAGGCAAUCUUGUGAUGAUCACUGGUGGACAUAACUUGGGACGUGUUGGAACCAUCACCCACAGAGAGAGACAUCCAGGUUCCUUCGACAUUGUGCACAUUAAGGAUGCUCUUGGACACACUUUUGCUACUAGGUUGUCCUAUGUGUUUGUCAUUGGAAAAGGCAACAAACCCUGGAUCUCACUCCCAAGAGGAAAGGGUGUGAAGCUGACUAUUGCUGAAGAGAGAGACAGGAGGAUAGCUGCUAAGACUCAGUAAACAAGACUGAUAGUUAAAGAAAUAUGUGAACAGUUGAAAAUAAAGUACUUUCAAUACAUGG